AUUCCGUUGGCAAUACUUUACUCAAGCAGAAGAUAUAGUUACUUCUCUUUUCUUAUUGAUAAAAAACGUAAACAAAUAGUCAAGAUGAAGUUAUAAAUUUUUAUCUACUACUUAAAGAUAUCAUCAAACACAGUAUUCAAUAAAUGCACUUGAAAGACUGAUUAGGAUUCUACAAUAUCAUGUGGUAAGAGGUUGUGAAAGUGGUGGUAGUGAUUAAAGACGUCGCUGGUAUCGAGAGCGUGCUGUCAUUUGUUUUAUAUUCGUUAGUGAUUCCCACUAAUAAAACAACCAUGUCAGAAAGAUUCACUGUCACCAAGCCUACAGUUCAAAACUCAGCUUUUGGAUCGGAAAGGAAUUACGGCGCAACCCAAUAUGUCGAUGAAUCAUCUAGAUUACAAGAUGACGCUUGUUAUGAUCAUCAUGAUGGAGAGCCAAUUAUCAAUGAGGGACAGCUAUCAAGCUAUGAGAAAAAUCUUUACUUAUACCAUGAGGAGAUGCCAGAAAGACCGCGGGUGGCCACAUUGCUCAAUUCUUUAGCCAAUUAUAAUGUUGCCAUACCAAGUGUAUCGGAAAACAUAUCUGCAGCUCCCAAAAAAGCAAAUUUAGGAACAGUUGCUGGAGUUUACUUGCCAUGUAUACAGAAUAUUUUAGGUGUUAUUUUCUUCAUCCGAUUGAGCUGGAUCGUUGGUACUGCUGGUGUGCCUCUUGCAUUUCUUGUUGUCUUUUUAUCUUGUUGUGUUACUUUCACAACUUGUAUUUCAUUAAGUGCUAUUGCAACCAAUGGAAUUGUACCAGCUGGUGGUUCUUAUUUCAUGAUUUCUCGUUCUUUGGGUCCUGAGUUUGGUGGUGCUGUUGGAAUAUUGUUUUAUUUAGCUACAUCUAUUGCUGCAGCUAUGUAUAUUAUUGGAGCUGUAGAGAUUUUUCUGAAUUAUAUGGCUCCCAGUCUCUCCUUGUAUGGAGAUUUUCGUACUGAUCCUGAAGUCAUGUACAAUAAUUUUCGUACCUAUGGUACUAUUCUGUUGUUGAUUGUUGGUACAAUUGUUUUCAUCGGCGUAAAGUUUGUCAGCAAAUUUGCCCCAAUAGCACUUUUAUGUGUUAUCAUUUCACUGCUUUCUGUUUAUGUUGGAGUUUUUACAAACUUACACGGAAAAGAUGGAAUGAAAGUUUGUGUUCUUGGUGAUCGACUUCUAAGUAAAGGAAACUACACUUGCUCUAAAGAUCAAAAUAAUUCGGUAUCUUUGUUCUAUCUUUAUUGCUCUGAAAUUAAUAAAACGGAAGCUAAUGAAAGUUUAUAUACUUGUGACUCUUAUUUUGAAUCCCAUGAAGUUCAUUCAAAGUUAGCUAUCCCAGGAUUGGCUAGCAAUGUAUUUCCCUCUAAUGUUCCAAGCAGAUUUCGUCAACAGGGGGAUUAUAUCUCUGAAGCUGUAAAUCGUGAAGAUGCCAACUCUUAUGGCCAAAAAACAUACAAUCAAAUCUUAGUAGAUUUAACUACCUCAUUUACUGUUUUGAUUGCUAUCUUUUUUCCUUCUUGCACUGGUAUUUUAGCUGGUUCAAAUAGAUCAGGUGAUUUGUCUGAUGCUUCUAAAUCUAUUCCUACUGGUACUAUUGCUGCUCAACUGACGACAUCUAUUAUCUAUUUGUCAGGGGUUCUUUUAUUUGGAGCAACAUUUAAUAAUCUAUUUAUGAGAGAUAAAUUUGGUGAUAGUGUUGGAGGUGGGAUGGCUGUUGCUGAUUUAGCAUGGCCUCAUCCUUGGGUUGUCAUUCUUGGUUCAUUUUUGUCAACAGUUGGAGCUGGUCUACAAUCGUUAACUGGUGCCCCCCGUUUAUUGCAAGCUAUUGCAAAGGAUCAAAUUAUACCUUUCCUUAAUGGAUUUGCUUAUAGUUCUUCAAGAAAUGAGCCCACAAGAGCAUUAUUUUUGACACUCUUCAUUACUGAAAUUGGGAUUUUAAUUGGAAAUCUUGAUCACAUUGCUCCAAUUUUAACUAUGUUUUUUCUGAUGUGCUAUAUGUUUGUGAAUCUUGCUUGUGCCUUGCAAAGUCUACUACACACACCCAAUUGGCGGCCUCGUUUCAAAUAUUAUCAUUGGUCAUUAGCAAUGGCUGGAUCAAUCUUAUGUCUGGUUGUGAUGUUUUUGAGCAGUUGGUAUUAUGCAUUGUGUGCUAUUGCUAUAGCUGGUUGUGUGUACAAAUACAUUGAAUAUUGUGGAGCUGAAAAAGAAUGGGGUGAUGGCAUAAGGGGUUUGGCUUUAUCCGCUGCACGUUAUAGUCUGCUGAGAUUGGAAGAAGGACCUCCACAUACCAAAAAUUGGCGACCACAGGUUCUCGUUCUCUGCAAAUUGGAUGAAGAGUUAAAUCCUAAAUAUCCCAGAUUGUUUUCUUUCGCUUCCCAACUUAAAGCAGGUAAAGGUCUUACUAUUGUAUGCUCCCUUUUGGAAGGUAAUUAUGAAAAAAUGUAUAGUGAAGCUCAAGCUGCAAAACUGAGUUUGAAGAGAGUUAUGGAUGAAGAAAAAGUUAAAGGAUUUGCUGAUGUUUUAGUAGCUAAAGAUCUUACUGAAGGAAUUUGUCAUCUUAUUCAGACUGCUGGGCUUGGUGGACUAAAACACAAUACUAUUAUACUUGGUUGGCCAUAUGGUUGGAGACAAAGUGCAGAUGAAAAACAAUGGAGGGUAUUUUUGAAUAUCAUAAGAUCUGUCUCUGCUAGUAAAAAUGCUUUGUUGGUACCUAAAGGAAUAAAUUUGUUUCCCAGCAAUUCUGAAAAAGUUUCAGGAAAUAUAGAUGUCUGGUGGAUAGUCCAUGAUGGUGGUUUAUUGAUGUUAUUACCUUUUCUGCUGAAACAACACAAGAGUUGGAAGAACUGCAAAUUAAGGAUUUUUACUGUUGCACAACUCGAGGAUAAUAGCAUUCAGAUGAAAAAAGAUUUAGCAAGAUUUCUUUAUCAUUUGAGAAUCGAAGCUGAAGUCGAAGUCGUUGAAAUGAUGGAUAGUGAUAUAUCUGCUUAUACAUAUGAAAGAACACUUUUAAUGGAACAAAGAAAUGAAAUACUAAAGCAACUUAAGUUAUCAAUUGGGGGAACUUCAUUUAAAGAGGUGCAACAUAUUGUUGAUCACCACCAUUAUGAAGCUAGUAAUAAAAAGGGUUCAAGAGUAAGAUUCAAUGAAGUUACAGAAGAGAUUCAAGAUGUAGAAUUAAUUGAUGUAACAACAGAGGAUUCUGGUAGUCAUGACAGCCAGGCAGAUGGGGAUGCACAAAAUGAAAGCUUUGAUAAACUUUUAACAAUCAGACCAGAUGAAGCUAACGUUCGUAGGAUGCAUACUGCUGUAAAGUUGAAUGAAGUUAUUGUUGCAAGAUCUCAUAAUGCUCAGUUAGUCAUCUUAAAUUUGCCGGGACUUCCAAAAACCACUACAGUGAAGGCGAAUUAUAUGGAGUUUUUGGAAGUUCUAACAGAAGGUUUGGAAAGAGUUUUGAUGGUUAGAGGAGGUGGAAGAGAAGUUAUCACAAUCUAUUCAUAAUUGUUAACGUAUUUUAAUUUAUUUUGUUCCUGGUAUUCAUUGCAAUUUGCUUUUAUCCUGUGAUGCAUCUAUUUAUUUAUUAUUUUUUUCCCAUAACAACCCACCUCAUGCAUUUCCUUUGAUCUGAUUUUUUUUUUAAAUUUAAAUUUUUGCUAGACAUUUUAAUUCUUAGAUUCUUUUUCCUUCAAUAACAUUUUAUGAGAGACAAUUUGAUUUAAUGUGAUAUUUCCUUCAGAUUUUCAGCAUUUACCGUUAAUUUUUUUUAUGUAAAUAAAAAUUGAUGCCUAUAAUAUUCAACUGGAUUAGUGAAAGAUGUGUUUUUUUUUUAAAUUUGCACGUGUUAAUUGAAAACAUUAGAUUUGUUAGUUUUUUAUAAAUUUAAAAUCCUGUUAGAUUAUAAUGCAUAUUUUUCUCCUCUUUCCACAUUGUACUUCUUAAAUUUUUGCUAAAAGUUUAAAAAAAUAAUUAAUACCAUGUAAAACAUAAUUUUCCCUUAGUUGGAAAUAUAGUUAUUUUAUAUUGAUUUCACUAUAAACUAACGACUUUAAUUAUGUUUUUGUAAGUGUAGUUGUUUGUAUAACUAUGCUUUUAGCUUCAAUAAAUAAUAAUCAAACCCUCUUGAUUAACAAAAUUCUCUUUUUUUAAGACAAACCUACGAUUAUUAUCAGCUACAGUCUGAUUACUUUUAGAGUGUAAAUUUACUAAAUGAGAAAUACUAAUUUGCUUAAGCAAAAUUUUAUAAAUUAAUUUCAAAACCUCUUGAUUUUUACUUUAGGUAUGUCAAACCAAGCAUUUUUUUUUUUAUACAGCAUAAAAACUUGUUUUAUAAAAGUGUUUCUAAUAUGCAAAGUAUGUACUUAGAAUUUAUACCAGAUAAAUCUUGCUAGUAUUUUUAUUGCUCUUAACUUUACAUAAACCUCAUUAACAUAUUUUGUAAGCUUUACUUAUUGUUACCAUUUAGAAAAACUUAUAUACACAAUAUACAGUCCUUACACCUGUCUAAAAAAUAAUUAUUGUGUAUGUGUAAUAAUUUACAGUGCACGCUAAAUGUUUGCUAAAAAAUGUAAAUACAUUUGUAUUUACAAACAUUUUUGUAAAUACAUAUAGUUUCAGUUUAAUUAUUACAGAAUGCAAAAAAUUGAUAUUUUUAGAUAUAGAUAUAUAUUGAUGAGUUAGAUUUAUUUAUUCAAAAUUUUGAUUCUUGUAAUUGAAUAAAUUUGUGAUAAAUGUGUAUUAUUUUUUUCAAUAUACACAUGAAAAGCUUUCAUUUGAUUUCUUCUACUUAGAUUUUUUUUAUUGUGUUUUAUUUUUAGAGAUGGCAUUUUUAUGUAGUGUGCUAGUCCACCUAUAAGUUACUUUUUCUGUGAUAACUAAGGUGCAUUUCAAACAUGACAUUUUUAAAACGAAGAUGUGAUUUGUAGUGUUUCAUAUAUUUUUAUACUAAAUUUGUAUGCAGUUACUUACAACCGAUGUAUAACAUCAGAUUAUUACCACCAUGCAGGGUCUAGAACCAAAUAGUUAGUUUAAUCAUCAGGCAUACAAAUGUUUCCAGAAUUAUAAGAUCAAUUUUACAUUUUUU
Messenger RNA from Parasteatoda tepidariorum (common house spider), 5088 nucleotides. NCBI's taxonomy places the organism in Eukaryota, Metazoa, Arthropoda, Arachnida, Araneae, Theridiidae. The record is from RefSeq and is a predicted model, not a curated record.